Trifolium pratense (red clover) is the source of this 2669-nucleotide messenger RNA. Its product is annotated as beta-galactosidase 10-like. NCBI's taxonomy places the organism in Eukaryota, Viridiplantae, Streptophyta, Magnoliopsida, Fabales, Fabaceae. Gene Ontology annotation, cellular component: vacuole; cell wall. The transcript is spliced from 21 exons. The record is from RefSeq and is a predicted model, not a curated record. Gene Ontology annotation, molecular function: beta-galactosidase activity. Gene Ontology annotation, biological process: carbohydrate metabolic process. Bases 71 to 2551 code for a protein of 826 amino acids.
UCAAAAUGAAGCUGUGUUACAUUUUCUGGUUACUGUGUUUGGCAUCACAUUCACACAGUCACACUUCAAAAUGAAGCUGUGUUGCAUUUUCUGGUUACUGUAUUUGGUAUCUACUUCCCUCACAUUCACUUUGGUAUAUGCCGGUAACGUCACCUAUGAUGGUCGCUCACUCAUCAUUGAUGGCCAACGCAAGCUUCUUAUCUCUGCUUCCAUUCAUUACCCUCGAAGUGUUCCUGCGAUGUGGCCUGGUCUUGUUCAAACAGCCAAGGAAGGUGGUGUGGAUGUGAUUGAAACCUAUGUUUUCUGGAAUAGUCAUGAGCUUUCUCCCGGAAAUUAUUACUUUGGAGGACGGUUUGAUCUUGUCCAGUUUGCAAAGAUUGUUCAGGAGGCUGGAAUGUACUUGAUUCUUCGAAUCGGCCCAUUUGUUGCUGCAGAAUGGAAUUUUGGUGGAGUGCCAGUAUGGUUGCAUUAUAUUCCAAGCACUGUAUUCAGGACAUACAAUCAGCCUUUUAUGUAUCAUAUGGAGAAAUUUACAACAUACAUAGUGAACCUAAUGAAGCAAGAGAAGCUUUUUGCUUCUCAAGGGGGUCCCAUAAUCUUAUCCCAGGCAAGUAUAACAUUAAACAUGCCAAUUUGUUUUCAUUUCUAUCACGGGGGAACAAAUUUUGGCCGUACAGCAGGUGGUCCAUUCAUUACUACAAGUUACGACUUUGAUGCCCCAAUAGAUGAGUAUGGAUUGCCUAGACUUCCAAAAUGGGGACAUCUUAAGGAACUUCACAAAGCUAUCAAGUUAUGUGAGCAUGUAUUGCUUUAUGGAAAAUCGGUUAGUGUCUCCCUUGGUCCUUCUGUGGAGACUGUCUCCCUUGGUCCUUAUGUGAGGUAUUUGCUUUAUGACUUCGUAGGAGCAGGAGUAACAAGUGUACAGAUUAAGGGUCUCAACAACAAGACGAUAGACUUGUCUUCUAAUGCGUGUACUUACAAGAUUGGAGUACAAGGAGAACAUCUAAGGAUAUGCGAGGGAGAUGGGUUGAAUAGCAUGAACUGGACAUCUACUCCAAAACCACCAAAAGGGCAGACAUUGACAUGGUACAAGGCUAUUGUGGAUGCUCCACCUGGAGAUGAACCAGUUAGAUUGGAUAUGUUGUAUAUGGGAAAAGGUUUUGCCUGGUUAAACGGAGAAGGAAUCGGAAGAUAUUGGCCCAGGAUAAGUGAAUUGAAGAAGGAAGACUGUGUUGAAGAAUGUGACUACAGAGGCAAAUUCAAUCCAAAUAAAUGUGACACUGGUUGUGGAGAACCUUCACAGAAAUGGUAUCAUGUUCCACGAUCAUGGUUCAAGCCAUCUGGAAAUGUUCUUGUCUUCUUUGUGGAGAAAGGUGGUGAUCCAACAAAGAUAAUGUUCAUACUACACUUGAUCUUAGCCAAAAGGCCGAGAAAGGCUGACGUGUAUACUGACUCAUCUGGAGCGUGUGCUGCCUUUAUUGCUAAUGUUGAUGAUAAAAAUGAUAAGACAGUGGAAUUUCGGAAUGCAUCAUAUCACUUGCCAGCAUGGUCAGUUAGCAUUCUUCCUGAUUGCAAUAAUGUAGUGUUCAACACCGCAAAGGUUUCUACCCAGACAAACAAAAUUGCAAUGAUUCCAGAGAAAUUGCAGCAAUCAGAUAAAGGUCAAAAAACUUUUAAAUGGGAUGUAUGGAAGGAGAACCCAGGGAUCUGGGGGAAGCCUGACUUUGUCAUAAAUGGCUUUGUCGACCACAUCAAUACUACCAAAGAUACUACUGAUUACCUGUGGCAUACAACAAGUCCAUCCGUUGAUGAAAAUGAAGAGCUCCUAAAGAAAGGAAGCAAACCAGUUCUUCUAAUAGAAUCCAAGGGCCAUGCUCUCCAUGAUUUUGUGAAUCAGAAAUAUCAAGGUACUGCAUAUGGAAAUGGUUCACAUGCGGCAUUCACUUUUAAGAACCCCGUCUCUCUCAAGGCAGGGAAGAAUGAAAUUGCAUUAUUAAGCAUGACUGUUGGCUUGCAGAAUGCUGGACCAUUUUAUGACUUCGUAGGAGCAGGAGUAACAAGUGUACAGAUUAAGGGUCUCAACAACAAGACGAUAGACUUGUCUUCUAAUGCGUGGAGUUACAAGAUUGGAGUACAAGGAGAACAUCUAAGGAUAUACGAGGGAGAUGGGUUGAAUAGCAUGAACUGGACAUCUACUUCAAAACCACCAAAAGGGCAGACAUUGACAUGGUACAAGGCUAUUGUGGAUGCUCCACCUGGAGAUGAACCAGUUGGAUUGGAUAUGUUGUAUAUGGGAAAAGGUUGUGCCUGGUUAAACGGAGAAGGAAUCGGAAGAUAUUGGCCCAGGAUAAGUGAAUUCAAGAAGGAAGACUGUGUUGAAGAAUGUGACUACAGAGGCAAAUUCAAUCCAGAUAAAUGUGACACUGGUUGUGGAGAACCUUCACAGAAAUGGUAUCAUGUUCCACGAUCGUUGUUCAAGCCAUCUGAGGAGAAAGGUGGUGAUCCAACAAAGAUAACGUUCGUGAGACGUAAAGUAGUAUCUACAGCAUAGCGGUUUUUCAGGUUGACGAAACCAUAAUGUGCAUCAAUCAAUUACUGAUGACUUAAAAGUUUGAACUAGAAUUGGUGGGGUGCGCCUAGCCAAUGCAAUAGUGCAACACAUUGACGAC